Messenger RNA from Saccostrea cuccullata (small rock oyster), 1306 nucleotides. Its product is annotated as PHD finger protein 24-like. Gene Ontology annotation, molecular function: transmembrane transporter activity. The annotation marks the transcript as partial. The transcript is spliced from 11 exons. The record is from RefSeq and is a predicted model, not a curated record. Lineage: Eukaryota; Metazoa; Mollusca; Bivalvia; Ostreida; Ostreidae. Gene Ontology annotation, biological process: transmembrane transport.
AUGGCGGUUGAACCGGAAGAACUAUGUCACGUGUGCAGUGUAUAUACCGGAAGAGAAACCUAUCCCUGUCGGAUCUGUUACAAAGUGUACCACGAAAGCUGUCUCCGAAAACUAGGUCAAUGUAAUGACCCAGCCUCGUCUGUCCUCCUCAAGAAAGCUCUCAAACCCACGGGAUGGAGUUGUCAGAAUUGCGACGACCUGAGUAGCUUACUGACGGAAGAAGAACUCCACAAUCUGUUUUCCUCCCUGGACCGGUAUGAAGUGGCGCAAGAUUCCAGUAUAGGGUUGGAGGAUUUUAUGGAAUAUCGAAAGCGUUGCUAUGGCGACCAAGAUGGCGGCGAGGUGCCAAAGGAUGCCCUACAAGAAGAUUUAGCGCGCUUCCAUCGGAUUGACAAGGACAACACCGGGUCGAUCACGUGGUGGGAAUUUAUCAACUUCGAGUCAAUCCGUAUUCUGAAGAAGCGAAAUAAGAACUCCAUCGUACAUCUGCUGUCACCAAGGGAAAUAGAAAUCGCCCGGCGACUGUUCCGCGUCUAUGACGACGGUUGCGAAGGAAAUAUCACCGAAUUCAAUGCCAAGAAAACCAUCGCUGCUUUCUACACUCUAUUUAUAGAAUGUGACGACACUCUUAAUGGAUUUGCUUUGUUAUCAAAAAAGGAUGAAGAGUUGUCUUCUGUUCUGAAUGAAAGUUUGUCCUUUACGAUGGACUGUGAACCCAACGGACCCAGAAGUGUUACUUGGCAGGAUUACCUGUUAGAACUAAGUCUGUACAGUCUAGCGGCACGGCCAAACUUAAGUCCCGUACCGGUGGAGAGUUCCGAAUGGACCAAAGGCGACCUGUUUGGUGUCAGUAUGAUCCUCCCCCUUAUAUCCACCCACGCCAGGGAUCUAGGAGCCACGCCCACAGUGACAGGGAUCAUAGGGUCUACAUAUGGAGCUCUGCAGCUGCUGUCAAGUCCAAUUGUGGGACAGUGGAGUGACAAUGUGGGGAGGAAGUUCUGUCUCCUCUUCUGUUUGCUGGCCUCAGCGGGGGGAUAUUUCCUCAUGAGCUUCUCUACCACCCUCAUUGUCCUAAUGCUCUCCAGGAUUCCCACAGGUAUCUUCAAACACAGCCAGAGUGUAUCUAGGUCAUACCUGACAGACGUGUCCCCCCGGAGUGACCAGUCUGGGGUGCUGGGGACCUUCAAUGCCGCCUCCAGUAUCGGCUUUAUUCUGGGUCCAGUGGUGGGGGGCAGGUUGGCAGAGACCAGUGGGGGAUUCUACAAAGUCACUUUCCUAUGUACUGCUAUAUUUAUUCUCAAUGCAG